AUGAAUCCUUGUGUUUUUAUAAUUUUCCCACUUCUCUUGCUACGCCUUGAGACUACAACUUCCAACCAAGUGGGUGGAGGAGAUGACAAUGUUGUUAUGAAAAAGUGUUCUGAUAAGGAGGGACGUGCUCUUCUUGAUUUCAAAGCUCGCCUCCAAGACCCUGAUGAAACUCUUUCUACAUGGAGAGCUGAAGAAGAAGAAUGUUGUAAAUGGAGUGGAGUCACAUGCAACAACCAAACAGGUCGUGUCAUCGAGCUAAGUAUUAGAUUCGGUGGCCUUAAAGGUGAGAUUAGCAAUUCUUUGCUUAACUUAACCCACCUGACUCAUCUUGAUCUUCUCUCUAAUUCUUUUCAUGGAAUUAUUCCCACGUUCAUUGGUUCCAUGACUCGUUUAAGGCACCUUGACCUUGGUUGGAAUCAUUUUAAUGGAACCAUUCCCAGGUUCAUUUGCUCCAUGACCAAAUUAAGGUACCUCAACCUUGGCAAUAAUGAUCUUAACGGAACCAUUCCCAGAUGCAUUGGUUCCUUGACCAAAUUGAUGUACCUUGAUCUUUCCUAUAACUCUUUUUAUGGAAUCAUUCCUCCAGAGUUUGGAAAUCUCACCAACUUGCAAUACCUUUACCUUGGAGUUGUUGGCAGAUGUAGAGUUGAGAACCUACAGUGGUUAUCUCAUCUCUCUCAUUUGGAGUCACUUGAAAUGGAUGGGAUUUCUCUAGCCAAACAAAAUUAUUGGGUAGAUGUGAUUCUGAGUCUCCCAAAUCUCUCAUUUUUAAGCUUAGGGGGAUGUGAGCUCUCGCAGGUCAUGUAUCCAUAUUCUUCUUCAUUUCUCAACUCUUCUUCAUCUUUAUAUUUCCUAAAUCUCAGAAACAACAAUCUCACCUCUUCCAUGUAUCAUUGGAUGUUCUCAUUAACCAGCAAUAGCCUUCAUAUUCUUUCUCUCUCUGGGAACAUGUUAGAUGGGAUACCCAAAUAUCUUGGUAACCUCUGUAGUUUGGAAUAUUUUGCAUUUGAUAACAACUCUGCUGUUGUCAAUUUUCCUGAUUUUCUCAACAACUUGUCUGGAUGCACAUCGCUUUCAUUAAAAGAAUUCUCUGCUUAUGGAAGCCAAUUUAUAGGGACACUCUCCAAUGAGAUCCUAACAUUUAAAAAUCUCUCCAUUCUUGGUAUGAGAUCUUGCAAUCUAGGGCCUCACUUCCCCAGAUGGAUUCAAACUCUGAAAAAUCUUUCAUAUCUUGAUAUUGCCAACAAUGGAAUUUCAGACACGAUUCCUCUGGGGUUUUGGGACAUGUGGCCUUCUCAAUUAACAUAUCUCAAUCUCUCUUCCAACAACAUCAGCGGGAAAGUACCAGAUUUAUCAUCAAAUUUUGGCAACAAUUCUAGCAUAGAUUUGAGUUCCAACAGAUUUUAUGGUCCAAUAACAAAGAUCUCUUCCACUGUGGCAUUACUCAAUCUUUCUAGAAACAAAUUCUAUGGUGGAAUCUCCUUCUUAUGCCAAAUUGUCCAUGGGUUUUUAGCUGUUCUUGACCUCUCCCAUAAUUUUCUAAGUGGACAACUUCCAGACUGUUUGUGGCGUUUCAAAGAACUAAUUGUUCUUAAUCUAGAACACAACAAUCAUGCUGGAGAGCUUCCUACCUCUGUUGGAUCUUUGAUUAAACUCGAGUCAUUGAUGUUAUACAAGAACAAUUUGUCCGGAGAAUUGCCUGUGUCUUUAAAGACCUGCACGAGAUUAAACUCAUUGAAUUUGGGGGCCAACAAGUUUUCUGGUAAUGUGCCUACUUGGAUUGGGGAAAACUUAUCCGGGUUGCAUGUUCUUAUCCUGAAAUCAAACAACUUCUACGGAACCAUCCCUUUGGAAUUAUGUCAAUUAGCAAAUCUUCAAAUUCUGGACUUGUCAAGGAACAAUCUCCAUGGAAACAUUCCCUCAUGCUUGAAUAAUCUUACAAGCAUGGUCGGGAAGAAUUGCCACUUGUACAGAGUGACACAGCUCCAGACCUUUGCACCAUCAAGAUAUGAUGGAAACUUAGGUCUAUGUGGACCUCCCCUUACCACAAAAUGUCUGGGAGAUGAAGAAUCGGAAGUACAAUCCCUCAAAAGUGAAAGUGAUGGUGAUGGGGAAGACACAUAUGAACUUUGGGGGUGGUUCUAUAUUGGCGGAGGAACUGGUUUUGUUACUGGAUUCUGGAUAGCAUGUGGUGCUCUACUUCUAAACCGUCGAGGGAGACAUGCUUUUUUUCAAUUUUAUGAUAGCUUCAAAGAUUGGGUUUAUGUGAAGGUGGUGGUGUGCAUCGCAAAUUUGCAAAAGCUUAGACAUGCAUUUCUCGUUUAA
Lactuca sativa (garden lettuce) is the source of this 2325-nucleotide messenger RNA. The record is from RefSeq and is a predicted model, not a curated record. NCBI's taxonomy places the organism in Eukaryota, Viridiplantae, Streptophyta, Magnoliopsida, Asterales, Asteraceae.